Messenger RNA from Drosophila persimilis, 983 nucleotides. RefSeq lists its product as uncharacterized. The transcript has 4 exons. NCBI's taxonomy places the organism in Eukaryota, Metazoa, Arthropoda, Insecta, Diptera, Drosophilidae. The record is from RefSeq and is a predicted model, not a curated record. Bases 20 to 847 code for a protein of 275 amino acids.
UGCAGGAAACUAUUGGAACAUGGCCGAGCAAAAGACAGUAGACUUUGUGUGGAACUGCGCACACAAACUGGAAGCACAAUCGCACGUCGAACGGCUGCUAAAGUCCCAUUACAUUACAACCUGUCGAAAAUUCGCCAGACACAACGUGCAACUCCCCGAAGACAGCUUCGGAGCGGCACGGAUAUGCGCCCGCUGUGGAAACCAGUGGACCGAUGGCAACUACCAGCUCCACCUGCAGCCCCAGCGCCUGGCGGACACUGCCAAAAGAAAAAGACUCGUCGCAAAGCUGGAAAUGGCCAAGGCGAGUCAACAGAAAGGCUUGCUGAGCACUGGGGCAAGGAACAGGGCCAAGUGGCUGAGGAAGCACAUGGCCAGCAACAUUGUUGUGGACUGCGCCGUUUGUCAGCACAAGACAAUGCUGUCACUGGAAAAGCGGAAGGGGAGAAAACGGGAUAAAGCCAACGAUGAAACAAUAGCAAGCACAACGCCGACGUCACUUGAGGAGACUGCAGCGACAAACCAACAAAAAGGAAACAAUAAGAGGGUCUUGAAUAAAGAUAUUAAAGCAGGCCCGAAGAUUCCACAGCAGGAAAAGGCAAAGGCACCCACAACUCCAGCACGCCUCACGAAAUCUACCCAUCCUGCCGCUGCCAAACACAAAACUCCGAAGCAGAAGAACAAAACGAAAGCAGCGCAGUCGGCACCAUUCUCUGGCAAUGGGACGAAGACGCAAUCAAAGACGCAGAAACAAAACGCGCUGCUGCAGCUGGCUGCUCAGCUGAAGUCGCACGCGUUUAAAGACGCGAGCAAGUCGCAGCAGAACCGCCUGCAAGCGUUCCUCAAGUAGCGUGCCAAGCAAAAGCGAAAAGCGCUUGCCAAUGGACUUAAGUACACAAGAUUGUUGUUUAGUUGAAUGAAAAUACUUGUUAUUGCACAUAAUUAAGCAUUAGCACAAUACUAAACCCAUUGGGGCAUGAAUCAGA